UCUCCCUGCUCCUCCCCCUGCCUGGAGAGGUACGAAAAGCUGCUUGCAAGCAAAUUCUUGGCCUAGCCCAGGGCAGAAAUGGCUGCAUGUGGCCGAGGGCUCCAUAGGGCCGUGGGUGCCUCUCCCUGCCCCGCUUGGAGACAAGCUCACUCUGACACCAGGGGACGUCUGAAGCCGGAGUACGAUGCAGUGGUAAUAGGAGCAGGACACAACGGGCUGGUGGCUGCAGCAUACCUGCAGAGACUGGGGGUGAACACGGCAGUCUUCGAGAGACGCCACGUGAUCGGGGGUGCAGCUGUCACAGAGGAAAUAAUCCCAGGGUUUAAGUUCUCCCGAGCAGCCUACCUCCUCAGCCUGCUACGACCGCAGAUUUACACUGAACUGGAGCUGAAGAAACACGGGCUGAGGCUUCAUCUUCGAAACCCCCACUCAUUCACACCUAUGCUGGAAGAGGGCACAGCGGGCAAGGUGCCCAGGUCCCUUCUGCUGGGCACAGACAUGGCAGAAAACCAGAAGCAGAUCACCCAGUUCUCACGGAAGGAUGCCCAGGCCUUUCCCAAAUAUGAGGCCUUCGUGAAUCGCUUGGCGUUAGCCAUUGACCCUCUGCUGGACGCAGCCCCGGUGGACAUGGAGGCCUUCCAGCGGGGCUCCCUGCUGCAGAGGCUCAAGUCGCUCUCCACCCUCAAGCCCCUGUUGCAGGCGGGUCGUAUCCUGGGAGCCCAGCUGCCCCAGUAUUACCAGGUCCUCACAGCUCCAGCUGCCAAGGUGCUGGAUCAGUGGUUUGAGUCUGAGCCUCUAAAAGCUACUCUAGCAACGGAUGCUGUGAUUGGAGCCAUGACAAGUCCCUACAUUCCAGGGAGUGGGUAUGUGUUACUCCAUCACGUGAUGGGGGGUCUGGAGGGGAUGCGGGGGGCCUGGGGCUACGUCCAGGGUGGCAUGGGUGCCCUCUCCGACGCCAUCGCAAGCUCAGCCACCGCACACGGAGCAAGUAUCUUCACUGAAAAGACAGUGGCUAAGGUGCAGGUGAGCAGUGGUGGGCGCGUUCAAGGAGUCGUGCUGCAAGACGGCUCGGAGGUAAGGAGCAAAGUGGUGCUGUCCAGCGCGUCGCCGCAGAUCACCUUCCUGAAGCUGACGCCACAGGAGUGGCUUCCUGAGGAGUUCGUGGAGAGAAUCUCCCAGCUGGACACCCAGUCGCCUGUUACCAAGAUCAAUGUGGCUGUCGACAGGCUGCCUGACUUCCUGGCAGCCCCCAAUGCUCCCAGGGGCCAGCCGCUGCCCCAUCACCAGUGCUCCAUCCACCUCAACUGUGAGGACACCCUCCUUCUCCAUCGGGCUUUUGAAGACGCCAUGGAUGGCCUGCCUUCCCACAGACCUAUGAUCGAGCUCUGCAUCCCUUCCUCGCUGGACCCCACGCUGGCUCCCCCCGGCUGCCACGUCAUCUCCCUCUUCACUCAGUACACGCCCUACACACUGGCUGCAGGCAAGGCCUGGGACGAGCAGGAGAGAAACGCUUAUGCAGACAGAGUGUGUGAUUGCAUUGAGGCCUACGCCCCUGGCUUCAAGGGCUCCGUGGUGGGCAGAGACAUCCUCACACCCCCUGACUUGGAGAGAGUCUUUGGGCUUCCUGGGGGGAAUAUAUUCCACUGCACCAUGGCCCUGGACCAGCUGUACUUCGCCCGCCCUGUGCCCCUGCACUCCAGCUACCGCUGCCCUCUCCGGGGCCUGUAUCUCUGCGGAAGUGGGGCCCAUCCUGGAGGAGGUGUCAUGGGAGCCGCUGGACGCAAUGCAGCUCACGUGGUCUUUAGGGACCUCAGGAGCAUGUGACCCCAAACCAACUCUGACCCAGGAAGAUGAAUUCACCCUUGAGAUGUUACGUCUCCAUUGGGUCAGCUUCCCAGGAUACGGCUUGAGGCAGGCAAGUCCUCAAGUCUCAAACCACUAUUCUAGAAAAAACGUACAAGUUACAUUGGGUCCUAGUUAACCUCGCAUCUAUGGCUUCUUGAAUGAACUGGUUUUGUUUUAUAU
Molecule: messenger RNA, 2025 nt
Organism: Kogia breviceps (pygmy sperm whale)
Lineage: Eukaryota; Metazoa; Chordata; Mammalia; Artiodactyla; Physeteridae
Gene: PYROXD2
Product: pyridine nucleotide-disulphide oxidoreductase domain 2
Molecular function (GO): oxidoreductase activity
Source: RefSeq, a predicted model, not a curated record